UAUCUAUAUAUAAUGUAGGGUUUUAGUAGGGGGCCCAUUUAUUCCGAAUUCUUUCUGCCGCAGCCGCCAUUCUUCUUCUUCUUCGUCCUCUUCUUCUCUGGACUGAAGAGAGAGAGAGAGGGGUUGGUCGGAGUGAGUGAAGAUGAAGACCAUACUCUCAUCUGAGACGAUGGACAUACCAGAUGGGGUGAAGAUCAAAGUGCACGCCAAGGUGAUAGAGGUGGAGGGUCCUCGUGGCAAGUUGAUUCGCAACUUCAAACAUCUCAACCUCGACUUUGAGCUCAUCACCGACGAAUCCACCGGCAAUAGGAAGCUCAGGAUCGACGCCUGGUUCGGUUCCCGCAAGACCACCGCUGCUAUCCGGACGGCGCUCAGCCACGUCGACAACCUCAUCACCGGCGUCACUAAGGGUUACCGCUACAAAAUGCGUUUUGUAUACGCUCAUUUCCCUAUCAACGCCAGCAUCGCCAAUUCUAACAGGUCUAUCGAGAUCCGGAACUUCCUCGGCGAGAAAAAGGUAAGGAAAGUUGAUAUGCUUGAAGGUGUGAGCAUCACUCGAUCUGAGAAGGUCAAGGAUGAACUUAUAUUGGACGGAAAUGAUAUUGAACUUGUAUCCCAGUCAGCUGCUUUGAUAAACCAGAAAUGCCAUGUUAAGAACAAAGAUAUUAGAAAAUUCCUUGAUGGUAUCUAUGUGAGCGAGAAGGGCAGAAUUGCUGAGCAAGAGUGAAUUCUUAAUAGCUGGGGAAUAAUGUAGCAAUUCAUAGUUUUGCCAACUUGUUUUGUAGGGUUUUUUUUUUUUUUCCCUUUUUCUGAACUUUUUCCUUUUUUUUUGGGUUUUCCGGAAUUUUUGGAUUGUGAGAUUUUGGGUUUCUGAUGAGUUUUUUUUUCCCGGUUCCCUCUUAAUGAAUUUGAUCUUUGUGGAAGUUGCUUCA
Cornus florida is the source of this 932-nucleotide messenger RNA. Its product is annotated as large ribosomal subunit protein uL6-like. The transcript is spliced from 3 exons. Gene Ontology annotation, biological process: cytoplasmic translation. Gene Ontology annotation, molecular function: rRNA binding; structural constituent of ribosome. The record is from RefSeq and is a predicted model, not a curated record. NCBI's taxonomy places the organism in Eukaryota, Viridiplantae, Streptophyta, Magnoliopsida, Cornales, Cornaceae. The coding region runs from base 143 to 727 and encodes 194 amino acids. Gene Ontology annotation, cellular component: ribosome; cytosolic large ribosomal subunit.